Molecule: messenger RNA, 912 nt
Organism: Laccaria bicolor S238N-H82
Lineage: Eukaryota; Fungi; Basidiomycota; Agaricomycetes; Agaricales; Hydnangiaceae
Exons: 6
Coding region: 1-912 (303 amino acids)
Source: RefSeq, a predicted model, not a curated record
AUGCUCAUCUUUUUAGCGCUUUUCUAUUUUUCGCUUGUAUCCACUCGCGCUGCGCCUCUGGAUAUUAUCUCUGGUGGAAAUACUCCCAAUAACUUGGUGCUGCAGACCUACGUAUCUCCUCCUGAUCAGCGCACUGUAUCUGGCAUCUUCUGGAAUUGCGUUGUGACGAUUUCGUUGUGUACUUGGACCUCAGUCUACCCCAACAUUCCAGGGCCAGAUCAAAAGUGGUGGAACGUCACACUUCGAAGGAUUGAGUUGAUGUUAUGGGCAAUACUCGCUCCAGAAUUGAUUUUUUUCUGGGCACUGAGGCAGUUAAACGGUGCGAAGUAUAUUGCAAGCGAAGUCAACCGUUUAUGCAAUGUAAACUGGACGAAAACACAUGGGCAUUUUGUGCAGAUGGGAGGUUUCAUGCUGAUGGGUGAAAAUGGCAUCAGGACUGUGCUCACCGCAGAAAAUUUUCUGGAGUUGCUAGGGGAGAAGAAAAUUGAUCUUCCACCAGUUACCAAAGAAGAAAUUAUGGACCGCAGCAAAGGUGAUGACCUAUCCAGAGUCAUUACAAUUAUCCAGGUUCUUUGGUUUAACUUCCAGUUCUACCUUCGAGCAAGACAAGGCCUAAUCUACACUGAGAUUGAAUGGAUUACUAUGGGCCUUAACAUGUUCAUUUUGUGCUUGUCUCUUUUCUGGUGGAAGAAGCCACUUGAUGUCGGGUGUUCCAUACCAGUUGCUUUGAAAACAAAGGCUUCUACACUUGUUCAGCUGGCAGAUCUUGGUGCAGAGUCAAGUGUGGAUUCAGCAUCUGAUGAGCAGCAUGGAAUGGAAACACUGAAUGCAUCAGAAUCUAGGCCCUCCACUCCCAUAAAUGAUGCAAAAGCUGCUACAGGACCAUCUUGUGAGGGGCAGAGCAUAGGUUAG